Molecule: messenger RNA, 369 nt
Organism: Paramecium pentaurelia
Lineage: Eukaryota; Ciliophora; Oligohymenophorea; Peniculida; Parameciidae
Source: the annotation of a GenBank genome assembly
AUGGAUAGUAUUAACACUUGCUUAUUCUUAUUGAAUGGAAAAAGUGAUAAAGAAAGUGAAUGUACUAAAGAUGAGCUUAAUGAUUCUAUAGAUUUGUAUAUAGACUCAAAGAUAAGUGAAAUGGAAAGACGAGUUGUGAAGUAUUUACAUGACAAAGGAAUAUAAACAAAAACUGAUCCUGAAUUAAAGUAAUAACAAUAUUGGAAUCAAAGAAGGAUUGAAAGUAACAAACAAUUAGAAUAAUUUUGGAGUCAACCAAAGUUAUCAUUGAAUUCUUCUGUUAGUAGAUUAUUAAGUGGGAAAGAAUCUUCAUUUAGCAAAUAUUUUCAUAAGAGUGGAAACUCUCUUUAAACAUUCCUAACUUCCUGA